AUGUCGUGGUUGUCCGGUUCCUCCAACACUGAGAAGGCUGCUGCCCCUGCUCCUGCCGAGUCGGUGCCUGCGGAAAAGCCCAAGCCAUGCUGCGUUUGCAAGACCGAAAAGACCGCCCGCGAUGACUGCAUGCUCUUCUCCAAGACCGACGAUCCCACACAGGAGUGCAAACCUCUGAUUGAUCAGUACAAGGCCUGCAUGGCUGGCUACGGCUUCAAGGUCUAA
This is a messenger RNA of Aspergillus welwitschiae, 225 nucleotides long. Its product is annotated as copper metallochaperone COX17. NCBI's taxonomy places the organism in Eukaryota, Fungi, Ascomycota, Eurotiomycetes, Eurotiales, Aspergillaceae. Bases 1 to 225 code for a protein of 74 amino acids. Gene Ontology annotation, cellular component: mitochondrial intermembrane space. Gene Ontology annotation, molecular function: copper chaperone activity; copper ion binding. The transcript is spliced from 3 exons. The record is from RefSeq and is a predicted model, not a curated record. Gene Ontology annotation, biological process: mitochondrial respiratory chain complex IV assembly.